AUGCCAUUUAUCUACAAAGAAGGUAAAGAUACUAUAAUCUUUGCAUCAAAGGAAGAUCAUGCAACGCCUAGUAAAAUAGAACUUCCAGAACCAGAACCAAGUCCUGGUCUCUUACUAUCUGGCGGAGAAAUUAAUUGGAAUUGUCCAUGUUUGGGAGGUAUGGCUACUGGACCAUGUGGUUUGGAGUUCCGUGAGGCCUUUUCUUGUUUUCAUUACUCAACCGCAGAACCGAAAGGUUCAGACUGUUAUGAUGCAUUUAAAACCAUGCAAACAUGCAUGGUACAAUAUCCAGCAUUAUAUGGGAAGAAAGGAGGAUCUUUGGAGGAUUUGGAGGAUGGCGAAGAUCCAAUGGACGAACAUAAAAAAAAUUUAGAGGUCGAUAACAAAGAUUCUCACUUAGAAUCAAAAGUAAAAGAGUUACCCCGUACAUCCGGUAUUGAAACGGGAAUAGAACAAUCUAACGUUAAGUGAACAUUUGUUGCUAGUGAAUAAAUAAUGUAUUUGUGUAGCAUAGUGAGAGUAAAUUUUUACCAAGACUUAAUGAAAGAAGAUCUCUGAAAAUUUUGCAAAGAAUAGGUUGUGUAAGAAAGCACUCUUGUACAAAAUAAAGUACUCUUAAAUGUU
Bombus pyrosoma is the source of this 624-nucleotide messenger RNA. Its product is annotated as mitochondrial intermembrane space import and assembly protein 40-B. The record is from RefSeq and is a predicted model, not a curated record. Gene Ontology annotation, biological process: protein import into mitochondrial intermembrane space. Gene Ontology annotation, cellular component: mitochondrial intermembrane space. Bases 1 to 471 code for a protein of 156 amino acids. Lineage: Eukaryota; Metazoa; Arthropoda; Insecta; Hymenoptera; Apidae. Gene Ontology annotation, molecular function: protein-disulfide reductase activity. The transcript has a single exon.